This is a messenger RNA of Macroventuria anomochaeta, 2887 nucleotides long. RefSeq lists its product as uncharacterized. Lineage: Eukaryota; Fungi; Ascomycota; Dothideomycetes; Pleosporales; Didymellaceae. The record is from RefSeq and is a predicted model, not a curated record. The transcript has 2 exons. Bases 253 to 2814 code for a protein of 853 amino acids.
CGCAUGCUUGCUCUUUUUCUUCGAGGAUUGGGCGCUGUCGGUGUCAACUGUGGCCCCCUACGCCCUAUUCUGAAUGCUUUCACAAUAUCUCCUUCACCUCCGAUCCUGGCAUUCGAUUAUUUCGCACCUUUGCCGACCUGGUCUUCACGACACACAACUACCCCACCAAUACCUACACACUUUCUCAACGCGAGCGACCACAGUAUAGCGAACGCACAAAGAUAGCACCGCUGGCCGGUCUUUCAUUCUACAAUGUCUACUCCGAAUACCCCACCUUGUAUUAGCCAAAUCCUAUCCGCAGUUAUCCUUAACCCCGUCAAUACCUUACAGACUGCCGCCAUGUCGCAAAUCGAAGAGAUCGCAGAGCUCAAACGCCUCAAUCAGGAGCUUAGGGCCGAGAAGGAAGCAGCAGUGAAGCGAGCAGCAAGGCGCCAUAAGGACAUGAUGCACGCCAACCGCCGCGCCGAGCGCGCAGAACAAGCACUUAGGAACGAAGCGUUGGAAAGGCAAGACGACAAGACGAAGGCCUCUACCCUUUUCUGCAGCUACAAGGAGACCAUCAAGUAUCUGGAGUUGGGCGUCGCGCAAGCGCAAUGUUCUGGACUUUAUGACGAGCGAUUCCAGGCGAUGCAAACCGCCAACGCUGGACUGGAAGCUGCACUCGCUCAACAGAAGGAAGCCACGGCCCAUUUGCAGACAAGUGCGGAAGAGACUGUCCAAAAGCUACAGGUCAAGUUUGAAGCAGAUAAGACGCAAACCAGGAAGCAAGCUGACCAGGACUGUGAGAAGCGUCUCGCAGAGAUGAAGAAGCAGAUGAGUGAAGUAUUUUCACGUAAAUCUCAGGCGGCUAUGGAGAAAAUCCAGACGGCACAACAAUCAAGUCAAGCAGAGAACGAGAGCCUGAAGCAGCAGCUUCAACAAGCGUUGCAAAUGGUGGAAUGGCACAAGACGCAAGCUCAACAGCAGACAGCGCAGCGUGGAGGCCUUCAGGGCUCACAGAUGGCCGCAGGCAUCCAUGCCGGUUUUCCUUUGCCCCGACAGAGUCCUGUGCAGGUCAAGGAAGCGCCAAACAAGCGCAGAAGGCUGGAUUCCAUGGGCAAUUCUGGUGUUCCUACGCCAGACCGGCAGCGAAGCCGUGAGAACUCGAUGGGCUCGAGUGCCCCAGCUACCACGCCCAAGAGAAAGGCACCAGGCACAUCUAGAGAGCAUGCACAGUCUUCACAGCAACCUGUGACCCCUACUCGCCAGAGCACAACAUCCCGCCAGCAUCAGCACUUGAACACACACGCAAGCCCUCUUCAGCCCUUCCAACAGCCCCAGUCUCCAGCACAGGCAUCACUCUUGCAUACUCAAAGCGCUCUUCGACGUCAACAGCUCUUCCAGAAGUUCUUCCAGCAGUUGAACGCUAGCAGGGUGAAGGCUAAGUACCCUCAGCUUAGCCCCCAAGAAGCAUUGCCCGCCUUCAACAACUUUAUGGCUCGAGCAGCCAAUCAACAACCGUCGAGCCCAAUGCCCAGUCAUGACGGCCAUCAACCCACGCUGCAGCAAUUUGUAUCUAUGGGUCGAACUCUCAGCCAAGAAACGGGCACACAAGCUGAACUUCGGUCGCCAUUCUUACCAGUAUCCCCGCCGUUUGGGCAACAAACGUUCGCAUCUUUUACUGUGCAAUCGCCAUUAUCAAAUCGGAAAAUUGGGUCCGUGUCUGUACAACAGAUCCAAUCGUCACACGAGCAGCCGCAGGUACAACGUGAAACUCGCCAGGGAAAUUUGCCGUCGCCUGCGAUAUCAAGUCAAGGUCUGGACAGCUUGAUGCCUACCUUGACGGCUGGUCACAACGCAGACUCGUCCGCCAUGUUCUUCAACGACGCAGUUCGCACCCAGGCAACACCGCAACAGACAAACUCCGGAGCUGAAGACAUGGACCUUGCAGCCCAGCUGUCAUCGCAGCUUCAAGAUGCAGGCAUGUAUCCGUCACCCGAAGAUUCUGAGGGCGCUCGAGUUAUGGGUGGUUCUAGUGACCAAGCACAAGUCCACGAUUGGACAUCACCAACGCCAAAGCACGAGGGCCAGUCUUACAGCGUGGGCAGCGGACGGCCUUCUUUCGGCAACAUCAACUUCCAGAAUUUUGGGAGCAACUUCAGCCUCGACGGUUUCCCGGCAACUACUGGCGCCUCGUUCCCUCCAAAAGCUUUUGCGCAGACGAGUGAAGAGCUCUCGAAUGGAUGGAACCACCUGCAGGCCCACAGAAACGUGCCACAACAAGCACCUCUGCAACACGCCAUCAAUCCAGCUUUACUCUUCAACAGUGAUACCCAAGGUCCAAUUGGAGACUUGUUCGACGCGCAGGGCCCGAGCAACAGUCAGCCUACCUUUCACCAGCGCCUGUCCAGCGAAGCACCCACCAUGCCCAAUCUUGCUUCAAGCCAGCCCGCUCCAAAUCACCCGCCUACAUCACGCAAGCGCCCGGCGCCACCAUCAUCAGGACGCUCGACCCCCGCUCCUUCCGCACGCUCGACUCCCGCACCAUCCGGCUCACCUCUCGCUGUCUGUCUGCACUGCCACGAGAACUGGUGGAACGAAACCUGCGACGCCAGAGAACCGUGCCUGAACUGCAUCGGGUCACAAAAGGCUUGCGAGCGCCCGAGGUGUCUGAGUUUUACAAUGGGUACGUGUACGAGCGCACGGUGUCCGAGGGUGCAUGAGGGGGAGAUGCGAUACGGGAACACCAUCUUCAAGCCCAAAACAUUGAAGAGGAUUGGGAAGAAGGAUGAGCGAAAGCCGAGUCCGAGUGAGUUGGCUCGCCAGCAGGGGUAGGCUGGGCAUGGGACCGGGCGAGUGAGACAAGAGCAUGAAUAUGGGGAGGAACCAUCGCAUGCACACAAGGAAA